Messenger RNA from Naegleria gruberi, 312 nucleotides. RefSeq lists its product as uncharacterized. The record is from RefSeq and is a predicted model, not a curated record. The transcript has a single exon. NCBI's taxonomy places the organism in Eukaryota, Heterolobosea, Eutetramitea, Acrasida, Naegleriidae. The coding region runs from base 1 to 312 and encodes 103 amino acids.
AUGGUAAAAACAGUUACAAGAGGAAUUUCAGAAUAUGACAUUGUGCACUGUCCUCCAUCUCACACCUAUCAUCCAACGACAAAGAAAGAACUCCUACGAGAACACAUCUCAUACGAACAAUCCAGAAAAAAGAAUUAUCCAACAAUAGGUCCAUUCCAAAAUAUUGAGGAAUUCUCAAAUGGUACUGAGGAGGAAUUGAAACAUCUUCGAAUGGACAUGCUUCGUCAACAAAUUGAUCAAGAUAUCAAGGAGGGUUUUCCAGAUUGGAAUUUAACAGAUUCAUGGUUUUCAAAAAUCAAUUCUUCAUUGUAA